AUAAAAACUAACCAUAUUUCAAUUCUCAAAAUUCCCCUGUCCACAGAAAAACUAUAAAACCAGCAAUGUUUCAGCACCCAAACGAAAGAAACAGGGAGAAGAGGCAGAGGCUGAAGCAGCAACACCCCAAAAUCCCAAACAGAAACAAGAGCCGAGAGACAGGCAGAGAAAUGCAUAUUUUUUGUUCACUAUUCUCUUCUCUGCCUUCUUGUUGCUCUUUUUCUUCUUCGUUUCUCCUAGUAAAGCAGAUUGCUCUGUUUUAGUUGCUACAGAGUAGCCCCAACAAUGGCUUCUUUAGUGUCUUCACCAUUCACUUUGCCGUCUUCCAAGCCUGACCAAAUUUCUUCUCUUUCUCAAAAACACUUCUUUCUUCACUCAUUUCUUCCCAAGAAGACCAACAACCAGCCCAACUCAAAAUCUUCCUUGAAAGUAAAAUGUGCAGUAACUGGCAAUGGCCUUUUCACUCAAACAACACCAGAAGUUCGUAGAAUUGUGCCAGAAAAGAAAGACAAUCUUCCCACUGUCAAAAUUGUCUACGUUGUCCUGGAAGCUCAGUACCAGUCUUCCCUUUCGAAUGCAGUCCGGUCCUUGAACCAAACUUCCAACUUUGCUUCAUUUGAAGUUGUUGGUUACUUGGUUGAGGAGCUUAGAGAUGAAAGUACUUAUAAAACCUUCUGUAAAGAUCUCGAAGAUGCGAAUAUCUUUAUUGGGUCUUUGAUUUUUGUUGAGGAGCUUGCAUUGAAAGUAAAGGCUGCUGUGGAGAAAGAAAGGGAUAGGCUUGAUGCUGUUUUGGUGUUCCCUUCCAUGCCUGAAGUAAUGAGGCUAAACAAGUUGGGUUCUUUUAGUAUGUCACAGCUUGGUCAAUCAAAGAGUCCAUUUUUUCAGUUAUUCAAGAGAAAGAAGCAAGGAGCAGGUUUUGCUGAUAGUAUGUUGAAGCUUGUAAGGACAUUGCCUAAGGUUUUGAAAUACUUGCCUAGUGAUAAGGCACAAGAUGCUAGGCUUUACAUAUUGAGUCUUCAGUUUUGGCUUGGUGGUUCACCUGAAAAUCUUCAGAAUUUCUUGAAAAUGAUAUCUGGCUCUUAUGUGCCAGCACUUAAAGGGACAAAGAUUGACUAUUCAGAUCCAGUUUUGUUCUUGGACAGUGGGAUUUGGCACCCACUAGCUCCUUCUAUGUAUGAUGACGUGAAGGAGUAUUUGAAUUGGUAUGGUACCAGGAGGGACGUUAAUGAGAAGCUUAGGGGGCCUAAUGCACCAGUAAUUGGAUUGGUUUUGCAAAGGAGUCAUAUUGUUACUGGUGAUGAGUGCCACUAUGUAGCUGUGAUUAUGGAGUUAGAGGCAAGAGGGGCAAAAGUGAUCCCAAUUUUUGCUGGUGGACUUGAUUUUUCUGGACCAGUUGAGAGGUUCUUGAUCGAUCCAGUUACCAAGAAGCCAAUGGUGAAUUCGGUGGUGUCAUUAACCGGCUUCGCUCUCGUUGGGGGACCUGCUAGGCAGGACCAUCCAAGGGCUGUUGAGGCACUGAUGAAGCUGGAUGUUCCUUACAUUGUUGCACUGCCUUUGGUUUUUCAAACAACGGAGGAGUGGCUAAACAGUACUUUGGGGCUACAUCCCAUUCAAGUAGCUCUGCAAGUGGCACUUCCAGAGCUGGAUGGAGGCAUGGAGCCUAUCGUUUUUGCCGGCCGUGACCCCAGAACAGGGAAAUCACACGCUCUUCACAAGAGGGUGGAGCAGCUCUGCACCCGAGCAAUCAAGUGGGCUGAACUGAAAAGGAAAUCCAAGACUGAGAAGAAGUUGGCAAUCACUGUAUUCAGCUUCCCUCCUGACAAAGGAAAUGUUGGCACAGCUGCCUACCUUAAUGUUUUUGCCUCCAUCUAUUCAGUUCUAAAAGACCUAGAGAAAGAUGGUUACAAUGUUGAGGGCCUUCCAGAGACUGCUGAAGCUUUAGUUGAAGAUGUAAUACAUGACAAGGAGGCACAAUUUAACAGCCCUAAUCUGAAUGUUGCUUAUAAACUGAGUGUCCGCGAGUACCAAAGCCUUACUCCAUAUGCUACUGCUUUGGAGGAAAACUGGGGUAAACCUCCUGGAAAUUUGAAUUCUGAUGGAGAGAAUCUUUUGGUAUAUGGAAAGCAGUAUGGUAAUGUCUUCAUUGGAGUCCAGCCUACUUUUGGUUAUGAGGGUGAUCCUAUGCGGCUGCUUUUCUCCAAAUCAGCUAGCCCACAUCAUGGAUUUGCAGCAUAUUACUCCUUUGUUGAGAAGAUUUUCAAAGCUGAUGCUGUUCUUCAUUUUGGUACUCAUGGAUCACUUGAAUUUAUGCCUGGAAAACAGGUGGGAAUGAGUGAUGUUUGUUACCCUGAUAGUCUUAUUGGGAAUAUUCCCAAUGUUUAUUACUAUGCUGCUAAUAACCCUUCUGAAGCUACCAUAGCCAAGCGCCGUAGUUAUGCUAAUACCAUUAGCUAUCUGACUCCUCCAGCUGAAAAUGCUGGGCUUUACAAGGGACUCAAGCAAUUAAGUGAACUCAUCUCCUCGUACCAGUCGCUUAAAGACUCAGGUCGUGGGCAACAAAUAGUUAAUUCAAUUAUCAGCACAGCUAAACAAUGCAAUCUUGACAAAGAUGUGCAACUUCCUGAUGAGGGAGAGGAAAUUUCAGCAAAAGAACGGGAUCUUGUGGUUGGAAAAGUAUAUUCCAAGAUCAUGGAGAUUGAGUCCCGACUUUUGCCAUGCGGGCUUCAUGUUAUUGGUGAGCCGCCAUCUGCCAUGGAAGCAGUUGCAACGUUGGUCAACAUUGCUGCAUUGGACCGUCCUGAAGAUGCAAUUAUAUCACUGCCAGCUAUAUUAGCUGGGUCUGUUGGAAGAAACAUAGAGGAUGUGUACAGAGGAAGUGAUAAAGGAAUCUUGAAGGAUGUAGAGCUUCUGCGGCAAAUUACUGAGGCCUCACGUGGUGCAAUUUCUGCUUUUGUGGAGCGAACGACCAACAAGAAGGGUCAAGUUGUUGAUGUGGCUGAUAAGUUGAGCUCUAUCCUCGGGUUUGGUAUCAAUGAACCCUGGAUUCAGUACUUGUCAAGAACGAAAUUCUACCGUUCAGAUAGGGAAAAUCUUAGAGUAUUGUUUGAGUUCCUAGGAGAGUGUUUGAAGCUGGUUGUUGCUGAUAAUGAGUUGGGCAGUUUAAAACAAGCAUUGGAGGGGAAAUAUGUUGAACCUGGGCCGGGUGGUGACCCAAUUAGAAAUCCUAAAGUGUUGCCAACAGGAAAGAACAUUCAUGCAUUGGAUCCACAAGCUAUUCCAACAACAGCCGCAAUGCAGAGUGCAAAAAUUGUGGUAGAUAGGUUAAUUGAAAGACAGAAGGUUGACAAUGGGGGAAAGUAUCCAGAGACCAUUGCACUUGUAUUAUGGGGAACAGAUAAUAUUAAAACUUAUGGUGAGUCACUGGCUCAAGUCUUGUGGAUGAUUGGAGUGAGGCCAGUGGCUGAUACAUUUGGUAGAGUCAACAGGGUGGAACCUGUUAGUCUUGAAGAGCUUGGCAGGCCCAGGAUUGAUGUUGUUGUUAAUUGCUCUGGAGUUUUCAGAGAUCUAUUCAUAAAUCAGAUGAACCUCCUUGAUCGAGCUGUGAAGAUGGUAGCUGAAUUGGAUGAACUAGUGGAGCAGAACUAUGUAAGGAAGCAUGCAUUAGAGCAAGCCCAAGCCUUGGGGAUUGAGGUUAGAGAAGCUGCAACACGGGUCUUCUCCAAUGCCUCUGGAUCCUACUCCUCCAAUGUCAACCUGGCUGUUGAAAACUCCUCAUGGAAUGAUGAGAAGCAGCUCCAAGAUAUGUACUUGAGCCGGAAAUCUUUUGCUUUUGACAGUGAUGCCCCUGGUGCAGGCAUGACUGAGAAAAGGAAAGUCUUCGAGAUGGCUCUAAGCACAGCAGAUGCCACAUUCCAAAAUCUUGAUUCAUCAGAAAUUUCACUCACUGAUGUGAGUCACUACUUUGACUCCGAUCCAACAAAUCUAGUACAGAACCUACGGAAGGAUGGAAAGAAGCCUAGUGCAUACAUAGCAGACACUACCACAGCUAAUGCCCAGGUUCGAACUCUUUCUGAAACCGUGAGACUAGAUGCAAGAACCAAGUUGUUGAACCCCAAGUGGUAUGAAGGAAUGAUGUCAAGUGGCUAUGAAGGAGUCCGUGAAAUUGAGAAGCGCCUUACUAAUACCGUAGGGUGGAGUGCAACUUCUGGACAGGUCGAUAACUGGGUGUACGAAGAGGCUAAUUCAACGUUCAUUCAAGAUGAGAAUAUGUUGAAUAGGCUCAUGAGCACCAAUCCAAACUCAUUCCGGAAGUUGGUGCAAACAUUCUUGGAGGCCAAUGGACGUGGUUAUUGGGAAACUUCGGAGGACAAUAUUGAGAGGUUGAGGCAGUUGUAUUCAGAAGUUGAAGACAAGAUCGAAGGCAUUGACCGAUGAACUGUGAACAAAUAGGUUCAGGAAUUGCAAACAUCUGUUCACACUGAUUAUUUUCUGGGGCCCUUCCCUCUUGGAUGAGCUGAAACAACUGUCAGGAACUUAUGGAAUGCCAAAUUGUUAAUUAUAAAAAACCUUUGCUCUGUGAUUA
Molecule: messenger RNA, 4582 nt
Organism: Theobroma umbraticum
Lineage: Eukaryota; Viridiplantae; Streptophyta; Magnoliopsida; Malvales; Malvaceae
Gene: GUN5
Product: magnesium-chelatase subunit chlH, chloroplast, putative / Mg-protoporphyrin IX chelatase, putative (CHLH)
Biological process (GO): chlorophyll biosynthetic process
Cellular component (GO): chloroplast
Molecular function (GO): magnesium chelatase activity
Source: RefSeq, a predicted model, not a curated record